UUUCCCCAUUCUUUUCCUUCCUCUCCCGCAACUCCUUCCUCUCUGUCGUCGUCGCCGCCGCCGCCGCUCAUAUCCUUCCUCUCCCGCCGCCGCCGCCAACCGCUGGAGAGAAGUGAGAUGGCUGGCUUGGAAGGUUUUGAGUUCUUCGAGAUCAUAAUUGAGAAAUCUUGCAGUAGGCAGAGGCUGCCUGACAAGUUUGCGAAGAUGCACGCGGGCCAUGAUCCCCACAAAGUGAAGCUGCGGGAGGCCGACAGCGGGCUUCACAUGCUGUGGAAAGUGUUGGUGGUGUUUGAUGGUGAAGGCCACAUGUACCUAGGGCCCGGCUGGGAGCAGUUCGCCCGCACCCAUGAGCUACAGCUCGGGUACUUCCUUGUCUUCCGCUACGACGGCGACGCCAUGUUCACCGUGAAAAUGUUCGACAACACCAUGUGCCGCAUGUACUACCAGCACGACAACGAUGCCAGCAAUGGGAGCAGCAGCGGGGAUGACGAGGAGCAGAGCGGGGAUGACGACGAGGAGCAGAGCGGGGAUGACGAGGAGCAGCCUAUUCUGGCUGACGACGAACAUGAUAUGGUGGUGGCUGAUGACGACCCUGCUAUGUUGGUGGUGGAUGACGACCUUGCUAUGGUGGUGGCGGACGACGACCUCGCAAUGGUGGUGGCGGACGACGACCUCGCGAUGGUGGUGGCGGACGACGACCUCGCGAUGGUGGCGGCGCCUGCAAUCCCAUAGCUUGGUGACAGGACCAUGCCAAUUGUGGUAGAGGAGUACAUCCGCGUUGGGAUUCGCCACUCUGAGCGCAUCAGGUUGAUGAAGGAGAAGAAGGAGGAGUGAAGGUGUUAAGAAGGUGUUCAACAUGUUAGGUUUAAGCUUGUUAGUGUAAUAUGAACAUGUCAAUGUUAAGUAUGUCAGGUUUAAUUUUGUGCAUGCUCAUGGAUGCUGUAUGACAGUGUCAUCUAAACAAGUCAUGUUUUUAACAAUGAAUAUUCAGUUUG
This is a messenger RNA of Triticum aestivum (bread wheat), 995 nucleotides long. RefSeq names its product B3 domain-containing protein Os03g0212300-like. The coding region runs from base 118 to 732 and encodes 204 amino acids. The transcript has 4 exons. Gene Ontology annotation, molecular function: DNA binding. The record is from RefSeq and is a predicted model, not a curated record. Lineage: Eukaryota; Viridiplantae; Streptophyta; Magnoliopsida; Poales; Poaceae.